This is a messenger RNA of Helicoverpa armigera (cotton bollworm), 3827 nucleotides long. It is a transcript of the gene Top1, whose product is annotated as DNA topoisomerase 1. Gene Ontology annotation, biological process: DNA replication; DNA topological change; chromosome segregation. NCBI's taxonomy places the organism in Eukaryota, Metazoa, Arthropoda, Insecta, Lepidoptera, Noctuidae. The coding region runs from base 119 to 2920 and encodes 933 amino acids. The record is from RefSeq and is a predicted model, not a curated record. The transcript is spliced from 10 exons. Gene Ontology annotation, molecular function: DNA topoisomerase type I (single strand cut, ATP-independent) activity; DNA binding. Gene Ontology annotation, cellular component: nucleolus; chromosome.
UAGGAACGGCGCAUGCGCAUUCGUCACUUCUCAGCACUUAGAGAAUUUUGCGUUCGCUUGAUGACCGGCCUCAUGUAAUCGUACUUGCACUAACGUCGGUCGGUAAUACGUAGGCAAAAUGAGUGUCGAAAAUCCUGCUAGCGACAAUGAUUGUGAAUCAGGAAAGGUAAAUGGUAAUAGAAAUGAACACGUGAAUGGUGUUCACAACGGAUAUAGUAGCUCCGAGAAGCAUAAGUCAAGUCACAAGUCAUCCAGUAAGGACAAGCACCGAGACAAAGAUCGGAACCACAAGAGCUCGUCCAAACACAGCAGCGAUAAGGAUAAAGACAAGCAUUCAUCUAGUAGAAGUCACAGCAGUUCACACAAGUCCUCCAGCAAAGACAAAGACCGCAGCGAAAAAGAUAAAGAGCGCAGUGAUCGAGAGCACAGCAGCAAAGACAAGGAUCGCGACAAGGAUAAGCACCGCAGUGAUAGAGACAAGCAGAGAGACAGGGACAAGGAAAGAAGUGAUCGUGAUCGGGACAAACAUAAGAGCAGCAGCAGCAAUGACAAGAAAUCAUCUUCAUCGUCAUCUAAGGACAAGGACAGUGAGCACAGGAGUUCCUCUAAAGAUCACAAGUCAAAGGACAAGGAUAAAGAACGUGAAAAAGAUCGUAGCAGGAGUGACAAACAUCGCAGUGAUAAAGACAAACAUUCAAGUUCAAAAGAUAAGCACAGCUCCAGCAAAGGCAAAGAGAAGAGCAGUAGUGAAAAACAUGAUAAAAUCAAAUCUGAAUCAGAUUAUCAAGAUUCCCCAAUCAAGGAUGAGCCUAUGCAGAUUGAUCAUGUUGAUGUCAAGCGGGAAAUGAAUGAUGAAAGCAAUGAUUUUGGAGGUCUCAACACAACAGCUUCAUCUUGUGAUUAUUCUCUAUCACAGUUUAAAGAUGAGCCACUGUCAGAACUACCACCUGAAGAUGAAAGUGAUGAGGAUUCACCAUCGCCUGAGCGAGCUGGCAAUAAGCGGCGUGCGCCCAGUGUCAGUGAAGAAGACAUUCCAUUACUUCAGCGUAAGAAAUCUAAAAAGAAAAUUAAGAAAGAACCUACUUAUGAUGAUGAUAUGGAUGAAGAAGAUGAAAAACCAAAAAAGAAGAAAUCAAAACCAGGGAACACAAAACCAAGCAAAGUGAAAACUGAGCCAAAUGAUGGCCCCAGUCCAAACAAACGCAAGAAGAAGCAAGAAGAUGAACCAGAAGUCUGGAAAUGGUGGGAAGAAGAAAAGAAGGACGAUGGAACUAAAUGGAAGUUUUUGGAGCACAAAGGACCUGUAUUUGCCCCUGAUUAUGAACCUUUGCCUGAAAACGUUAGAUUCUUCUAUGAUGGUAAAGAGAUGAGACUUUCACAAGACGCUGAAGAAGUGGCAGGAUUCUAUGCACGGAUGUUGGACCAUGAUUAUACAACCAAAUCCACAUUUAACAAUAACUUCUUUGCUGAUUGGCGCAAAGUGAUGACUCAUGAAGAAACAAAAAUUAUAAAGGAUCUCUCAAAAUGUAAUUUUAAGGAAAUGCAUGCUUAUUUCCUAAGUGUUUCUGAAAAGAACAGGAAUCGAACUAAAGAAGAAAAAGCCCAAAUUAAAGCUAAGAAUGAGGAAAUUCAAAAAGAAUAUGGUUUCUGUACCAUUGAUGGGCAUAAAGAAAAAAUUGGUAACUUCAGGAUAGAACCUCCUGGAUUAUUUAGAGGACGUGGUGAACAUCCAAAAAUGGGCAUGUUGAAACGACGUGUGAUGCCUGAGGAUGUUCUAAUUAACUGUUCUAAAGAUAGCAAAAUACCUAAACCACCUCCUGGCCAUAAAUGGAAAGAAGUUCGACAUGACAAUACUGUUACUUGGUUAGCCUCAUGGACAGAAAAUGUUCAAGGACAAGCUAAAUAUGUCAUGUUAAAUCCUAGUUCUAAAUUAAAAGGUGAAAAAGAUUGGCAAAAGUAUGAAACUGCCAGAAAACUACACAAGUGUAUUGAUGUCAUCAGAGAAAACUAUAAAAAUGAUUGGAAGGCAAAAGAGAUGCGAGUUCGUCAACGUGCUGUGGCUCUUUACUUUAUUGAUAAGCUAGCAUUGAGAGCAGGUAAUGAAAAGGAUGAUGAUCAAGCGGACACAGUGGGUUGUUGCUCAUUGCGUGUUGAACACAUUGCUUUGCACAAGGAGAAAGAUGGAAAAGAAUAUGUGGUGGUAUUUGAUUUCCUUGGUAAGGAUUCUAUCAGAUAUUACAAUGAAGUGCCAGUUGAAAAGCGUGUAUUCAAGAAUCUCGAGUUGUUUAUGGAAAAUAAGAAAGAUAAUGAUGACCUUUUUGACAGACUAAACACACAAACCCUAAAUGAACACCUAAAAGAUUUAAUGCCUGGACUCACAGCAAAGGUUUUCCGUACAUACAAUGCAUCUAUCACAUUGCAAAAUCAAUUAGAUGAGCUUACAGAUCCUGAUGCAUCUAUACCUGAGAAGUUAUUAGCUUAUAAUCGUGCAAACCGUGCUGUUGCUGUCCUUUGUAACCAUCAACGUGCUGUUCCAAAAGGUCAUUCAAAAUCAAUGGAGGCGUUGAAAGAGAAAAUACAGGCUAAACGUGAUCAAGUUGAUGAAGCAGAGGAAGAUUUGCGUCAAGCAUCAAAAGCAGCCAAACGAGGUUCUGUGAAAGAAAAGCUUGCUUGUGAUAAGAAGAAGAAAGCACUAGAACGACUCAGAGAUCAGUUAAAGAAAUUGGAACUGCAAGAGACAGAUCGUGAUGAAAAUAAAACGAUUGCCCUGGGCACUUCCAAACUGAAUUACCUCGACCCACGUAUCUCAGUAGCUUGGUGCAAGAAAAAUGGUGUACCAAUUGAAAAAAUUUUCAACAAAACUCAACGCGAUAAAUUCCGUUGGGCGAUCGACAUGGCCGGUCCGGAAUAUAUCUUCUAAGGUCAAUAUUAUUAGCAUUAGCUAUAACUAUAUUUUUAAUUUUCAUAAAAUCUGAAAACGUUCCACUUUCAUGUUGUUUACAUGGAAUUUAUUUUAUGAAUUUUAUUCCUGACAUAAAAUUCUUAAUCAGUGAAGUAGUAUUGAUAUGUCAAACAUUUGGACCCCAAUGGAUAGCGUUCCUCCCAAAAUUAGGAUCCAAAUUAGAAGUCUGAUUCUAAUUUAUUUUUAUUUAGUUACAAUGUUCUCUUUAGCUUAAUUAGUUGUAGGCUAAGACUAGUGUUAAAAGGGAGUUUAAGAGUUUCUUGUAUAGAUUUGCGAACUUUUCUAUGAUUAGUACUUUUUUUAUUCCCAAUACUUGAUUACAGCCUCUAAAAACAAUCUUAGUCUUAUAUGGACGUGUAUGAAGAGGCAGUGAUAUGAUUUUAUUAUUUUACAUUUCUAAAUAGUGACUUAUUUAUGGUUUUCGUCACCUAUUCACAUGAGGUGUAUGCAAUCGAAAGUUCAAGCGAGUUGUAUAUAAUAGAGGCUCUUUUGCUUACAAAUAGCAAACCGCCACCUAUUCAACUUUGAAUCUAUGAUCACUAGUUUAUUUUUAAAUACUAAGGAAGUAUUAAUGAUACUUUAAAAGAACCCGAAAGCAUACAGCCGCAUCAGAUGUAAUGUAAAUUGUGCACAAUGUGCAGUAGCAAAUGUUGUAAAGUAAGAAAUAAUGUUAUUUUAUUUUUAUAAAAUUAUAGGAUCGGAAAUCGUGGCUAGCGCAGUUCAUGUUACGAAAGGUACAAUGUUUUAGGUAAAUUUGUAAUAUUACAUACAGUUAUGUGUGCGUCUUGUAUAUAGUAAAUUUUUACCAUGUCAUACAAUUGUGAAAUGAGAUUAUCCCAAAUAAAUAAAACAUUGACACUAGUAA